This is a messenger RNA of Symbiodinium sp. CCMP2456, 963 nucleotides long. Lineage: Eukaryota; Dinophyceae; Suessiales; Symbiodiniaceae. The record is from the annotation of a GenBank genome assembly.
AUGCCGAACAAGGAGAAGCUGGCGAAGAAGAGCAAGUACUUCAACAAGCUCAUCGACUUGUGCGUGAACUCUCCCAACGCCCUCCUUGUAGGUGUGGACCAUGUGGCCUCCAAGCAGAUGCAGGACAUUCGCAUCGACCUCCGCGGCCGUGCCAUCGUUCUCAUGGGCAAGAACACGAUGAUUCGCAAAGCCCUCGAGAUCGGUCAUGAACAGCACCCAGAGGCCGGCCUCGACAAGCUGCGAGCGGCCAUCCAGGGAAACCGUGGCUUCAUCUUCGCAACGAACUGCACUUUGGAUGACAUCCGAGAAUGCCUCGCAAAGCACACGCGCCAGUCAGCUGCCAAGGCUGGCCAGACCUCCAUUGUCGACUGGUACAUCCCGGCUGGAGCCACCGGCAUGGACCCCUCCCAGACGGCCUUCUUCCAGGCUCUGAACAUCGGUACGAAGAUCGUGAAGGGACAGAUCGAGCUGGUCUCGGAUUUCAAGAUCCUGGCCAACGGAGAGAAGGUGUCUGCAAGUGGAGCGGUGCUGCUCGGAAAGCUGGGCAUCCGACCCUUCGAGUACAAGAUCGAGGUGCUGGAGGUCUUCCAGGAUGCUGCGGUCUUCAGCGCCGCUGUGCUGGACAUGUCCGAGCAGCAGCUGAUCGCAAAGUUCCUGGCAGGCGUUGCGAACAUGGCGGCCUUCAGCCGCGAGGUUGGCAUUCCCACGGAGGCAGGCCUGCCUCAUGCGUUCGGCAACGCCUUCCGUAACGUCGCCUCCCUGAUUGCCGACAUCGACUUCACUUUCAAGGAGGUCGAGGAAGUGAAGACGUUCCUGGCGGAUCCCGCGGCGUACGCCGCGGCCAACCCGGUGGCCGCGUCUGGCCCUGCCACUGGCGCACCAGCAGAGGCCAAGAAGGAGGAGAAGAAGGCCGCGGUGGAGGAGGAAGAGGAAGAGGAGAUGGACUUCGACCUCUUCGGCUAA